Messenger RNA from Sodiomyces alkalinus F11, 1554 nucleotides. RefSeq lists its product as hypothetical. The transcript is spliced from 2 exons. Gene Ontology annotation, biological process: cytoskeleton-dependent cytokinesis. Lineage: Eukaryota; Fungi; Ascomycota; Sordariomycetes; Glomerellales; Plectosphaerellaceae. Gene Ontology annotation, cellular component: cell division site; cytosol; septin complex. Bases 1 to 1554 code for a protein of 517 amino acids. Gene Ontology annotation, molecular function: GTP binding; GTPase activity; molecular adaptor activity. The record is from RefSeq and is a predicted model, not a curated record.
AUGAGCGCUCCGCGUCGCUCUAGUCUAGGCAUGUUACUCCGACGCAGUAAAUCCGGUGACCUUGGGAAGGGCGGUAAGAAGGCCCAGGCCCAGAGGGAGCAGGAACUUGAACGCCAGCGGAAAGCGGCCGUCUCCAGAACCCCGCCCAAGCUACCCGAGUUUUAUAAGACCGGCGACCAACUCCCCUUAUCCAACUCGUUUCCAUCCGGCCUGCGCACCGAAGCUGGCUCUGUUCUCCCCGACGACCAUCAUCACGGCAUGUACUCGGGUCGCCCGUCGAUGGAGCCUAGCCAGAGUGUUGUCAGCUCUGUGCCAAUCCCUCCCAUCCCCAAUAAUGGCUGGGAUCCUUAUGCGCGAACCGAGAGCAUGACCCAUCGUGGUCGGUACAGCUACGCCAGCAGCGCCGUCAGUACCAUCAAUAGCCCUAGGAGGGUUCGGAGACGCAAGGACCCCACACCUUUCAACAUCCUGAUCAUUGGAACCCGCGGCGCAGGCAAGACAUCGUUUCUUGAAUUCCUGAAGACCGCGCUCGCCCUCCCGGCCAAGAAGCGGAGCCGCAGAACCGAGGCCGAGGAGGACACGACUCCCAGGGUCGCACCUUUCGGCAAUUUCAUCCCUCAUUACCUCGAGACGGAAAUAGAUGGCGAGCGAGUGGGACUUACGCUCUGGGAUUCGGAAGGCCUAGAGAAGAAUGUGGUCGACCUGCAAUUGAGGGAGAUGUCGGCCUUCCUGGAGAGCCGAUUUGAGGAGACCUUCGCCGAGGAAAUGAAAGUGGUGCGGUCGCCUGGCGUACAGGACACUCACGUCCAUGCUGCUUUCUUAAUCCUCGACCCGUCGCGGCUCGACCGCAACUUGGCCUCUGCCAAGGCCAUCUCCAACGGUCACAACGGCAAGUACGCCACGGCCCGGACCCCGGGUGGAGGACUGGACGAAGAUCUCGACCUUCAGGUUCUGCGCACUCUUCAGGGCAAGACGACCGUCAUCCCCGUCAUCUCCAAGGCCGACACAAUCACCACCCGGCAUAUGCAAGUCCUCAAAAAGAGUAUCUGGGAUAGCAUCAAGAAGUCCAACCUAGAUCCACUCGAGGCUCUAGGGCUCGACGAAGAGGACGACGAUUCGUCUUCCGACCGAAUCGAUGAGGUCGACGAGGACGAAUACGCCGCCGGAGAGUCGGACCAGACACCUGAAGGCGAGGAAUUGCCCAUCCAGGGCUCAGAGGAGGUCACGUCCGCACCGUCGUCCCCAUCUGCCAAACGCCUUUCCGGUCAGUCGAUCCGUCGUCACAAAGCCAAGGAAGACGAAAAGCAGGAGAAGGACGAGCUCCCGUUUUUGCCUCUUUCGAUCAUCAGCCCCGACCUGUACGAGCCGGAGAUCGCAGGCCGUCAAUUCCCAUGGGGCUUCGCUGACCCCUACAACGAGGAACACUGUGAUUUCACUAAACUAAAGGACGCCGUCUUCACCGAGUGGCGCGCCGAGCUCCGCGAGGCCAGCCGAGAACGGUGGUACGAAGGAUGGAGGACUUCUCGUCUCAAGAACCGAACAAACCGGCGAUAG